AUGAAUGAUGUAACGACCAAAGUACCAGGCUAUGACGGUGCUCCCUGGCUCAUUGAACGUGUGUGUGGUCAGCAACCGAUCCACGUAGAUGGAGAGAUGCUGCAGCCUUCCGAAAUGAAGGGACCCUGUCCUACCUGGCACAAGCGUCUCCCGUCGUUCGAGAGCUUCGCUGCCCAAGGCGGCGGGCCUGGACUGCUUCCACUUGCCAUGGGAUGGUUGUGUAUUCCAAGAAAGUGCCGUCAAUGGGGACCAAACAUUGAAAAUUGGAGCAUGUGUUGCCGACAGCACACAACCCAUGCGUCCAUCAAACCCACAGACUCUGUUUCGUCCCCAACCAAUGGCCCGCAACCUAAACAUACCGUGGUCUCGCUAUCGCCUGCUCCUGUCAUUUCACAGCCUGUGCGCAUCGGACUAAUGUGA
Molecule: messenger RNA, 420 nt
Organism: Plenodomus lingam JN3
Lineage: Eukaryota; Fungi; Ascomycota; Dothideomycetes; Pleosporales; Leptosphaeriaceae
Source: RefSeq, a predicted model, not a curated record